CUCCUGCCUCAGCCUCCCAAGCCACUGGGAUUACAGGCAUAUGCCACCGUGCCCAGCUUCCUUUGACAUUUUCACAAACCUUUUUAGUGUCUGACCAAAUAGAGGACAGCUAGAUUCUCAUGUCACGUCCUGCAGUGAGUCUCCCAGGGGACAGCAUACCUCAUGACCUCUGGGAACUGUGUGAGAAGAUGAGAGUAAAGAUGGUACUGACUUACGGCAAUGGCUUUGGCCUUGUGGACCCCUAGGUGUUGCAUAUCAUGCUUUGAAAACCACUGCCUAGAGUUACCUCUCCAAGCAGAGUUCUCAGUGACCAGGAGUGGUGACCUGUGCAGACUAGCUCAGAUGAAAAGAACAAGACGCUGAAGUAGUCCCUGGGCAGGCGGAACUUGGCCUGCAGCCACUCCUUUCUCUAAGGAUUUGUUCCAUUUGUCUCCUCACUUUGGCAUGACCCUACCUGAGCACUUAGCUCCAGGUAAGCCAUGAACAGGAGUUUCCUGGUCAGUUGUUCUAGAAGGGCCCUGGAUAUGGACACAGAGUUCAGAGGCCAAGGUGGCCUCCACAGAUUCUGUAAGACUCCUGUGCCCGUCAGACCAGGUACAGACCCUGACCUUAAGGAAAGGGCCCUUUGGGGCCUCCAAGUACCCACCUGUCCUCAGCCCCCCUCAGUGCAGAUAGGGGUUCAGCCUGUGUCAUCUUGUGGAUGCUGACUCUCACGGAGGUAUCCUGGAGCAUCCUGUAGGCCCAGCCUCCUGGCCUCCUCUUCCCACUGCUGGCUCCCUUCCUCCUGGAGUACGCCUGACUGGCACCUCCUUGACCAUGCUGUCCUCCAAGACUAAGGUUUCUGGUGUACCCCAGUGACUUCCAGCUCACAGACAAGGAGAAAAGCAGCAUCUGCUACCUGUCAUUUCCUGACUCCCACUCAGGCUGCCUUGGGGACACUCAGUUCAGCUUCCGGAUGCGCCAGUGUGGAGGGCAGAGGAGCCCCUGGCAUGCAGACGACAGACCCUACAAUGGUGGAGCCCCCGUGGCACUGCAGAGGGAGCCAGCACACUACCUUGGCUACGUGUACUUCAGGCAGGUGAAGGACAGCUCUGUGAGGAGGGGCUACUUCCAGAAGUCUUUGGUACUGGUGUCCCGCCUGCCUUUUGUCCGGCUGUUCCAGUCGCUGCUGAGCCUAAUUGCCCCUGAAUAUUUUGACAAAUUGGCACCCUGCCUGGAAGCAGUUUGUAAUGAGAUUGACCAAUGGCCAGCCCCCGUGCCUGGGCAGACCCUGAACCUACCUGUCAUGGGAGUCGUCAUCCAGGUGCACAUCCCAUCCCGGGUGGACAAGCUGGAGUCCAAGCCUCCAAAGCCGUGUGACCAAGAGAACCUGCUGCCAGCCCCAGUGGUCCUUUCCAGUGUCCAUGAAUUAGACCUGUUCAGGUGCUUUCAGCCCGUGCUGACCCAUGUGCAGAUGCUGUGGGAGCUCAUGCUUCUUGGGGAGCCCCUGGUGGUCCUGGCGCCUUCACCUGACGUGUCCUCAGAGAUGGUGCUGGCCCUGACCAGCUGCCUGCAGCCCCUCAAGUUCUGCUGUGACUUCCGCCCCUACUUCACCAUCCAUGACAGUGAGUUCAAGGAGCUCACCACACGCACCCAGGCCCCACCAAACGUGGUCCUGGGAGUCACAAACCCUUUCUUUAUCAAAACACUCCAGCACUGGCCCCAUGUACUUCGAAUCGGGGAGCCCAGGAUGUCAGGGGACCUUCCUAAGCAGGUCAAGCUGAAGAAGCCCUCCAGACUGAAGACUGUUGACACUAAGCCAGGCCUCUACACCUCCUACACAGCCCACCUGCACCGGGACAAGGCGCUGCUCAAACGGCUGCUCAAGGGUGUGCAAAAGAAGCGGCCGUGGGACAUGCAGAGUGCCCUGCUGAGGCGGCACCUCCUGGAGCUCACGCAGAGCUUCAUCAUCCCCCUGGAGCAUUACAUGGCCAGCCUCAUGCCACUGCAGAAGAGCAUCACACCCUGGAAGACCCCUCCCCAGAUCCGCCCCUUCCAUCAGGAGGACUUCCUGCAGAGCCUGGAGCAUGCAGGACCCCAGCUCACCUGCAUUCUCAAGGGCGACUGGCUGGGCCUCUACAGGCGAUUUUUUAAGUCACCCCAUUUUGACGGCUGGUACCGGCAGCGGCACAAAGAGAUGGCCCAGAGAUUGGAAGCACUGCACCUGGAGGCGAUUUGUGAGGCGAACAUCGAGACCUGGAUGCAGGACAAGUCGGAGGUAGAAGUGGUAGACCUGGUCCUGAAACUUCGGGAGAAGCUGGUGCGGGCACAAAGCCACCAGCUGCCAGUGAAGGAGGUGACGUUGCAGCGGGCACAACUGUACAUUGAGACGGUCAUCGGCUCCCUGCCCAAGGAUCUGCAGGCUGUCCUGUGCCCUCCCUAGGGUGGGGCAAGGUGUGCAGUCCCUGGAACCUGUCUGCCAAGCCCCUCCACCCUGGGGUGACCUUCAGCCAAGCCUGAGCUCCCAGCCUUUGCCCCCUUCCCAGGCUGUGGCCCCCCCUACUUUCACCACCUUUGUCCCAGCAGUAAACGUGACAUUUGGAACCACA
Molecule: messenger RNA, 2588 nt
Organism: Marmota flaviventris (yellow-bellied marmot)
Lineage: Eukaryota; Metazoa; Chordata; Mammalia; Rodentia; Sciuridae
Gene: Dennd6b
Product: DENN domain containing 6B
Cellular component (GO): recycling endosome
Molecular function (GO): guanyl-nucleotide exchange factor activity
Source: RefSeq, a predicted model, not a curated record